Messenger RNA from Microthlaspi erraticum, 2463 nucleotides. NCBI's taxonomy places the organism in Eukaryota, Viridiplantae, Streptophyta, Magnoliopsida, Brassicales, Brassicaceae. The record is from the annotation of a GenBank genome assembly.
AUGACCACUACCCCUGGCUUAGGGGAAUGGAAACCCUUUGGGAAUGGACUCGGUCGAGCUAGGCAAACUCGACCGAUUGGUCAAGGAGAUGCUCCAAACCGCCACCAACAGAGACAAGGGAUUGUUCCACCACCAGUGCAGAACCACAACUUUGAGAUCAAGCUGGGAAUGAUCAACCUUGUCCAGAACAAGAUGUUCCAUGGAUUGCCAAGUGAAGACCCCAUUGACCACCUUGAUGAGUUUGAUAGGCUUUGUGAUUUGACAAAGAUCAAUGGUGUCUCUGAAGAUGCCAUCAAGCUGAGACUCUUUCCUAUGUCUCUAGCUGACAAAGCUCACCAAUGGGAGAAGAGCUUGCCCCAUGGCACAAUCACCACUUGGGAUGAAUGCAAGAAGGCCUUUCUUGCUAAGUUUUUCUCCACCGGUCGCACAGCCAAGCUUAGAGGAGAGAUAUCCAGCUUCAUCCAGCGAAACAAUGAGACAUUCGCAGAGGCUUGGGAGAGGUUCAAAGGCUACACAAGUCAGUGCCCACACCAUGGAUUCAACAAUGAAUCACUACUCUCCACUCUUUAUAGAGGAUGCUUGCCUAGGUAUAGGGAGAUGCUAGACACAGCUAGCAAUGGGAACUUCCUCAACCAGGAUGUAGAUGAUGGCUGGCAACUUGUGGAGAACAUAGCUAACUCAAAUGGAAGCUAUGGAGAAGAGUAUGAUCGCACCAACCGGAGCUCGACCCACCACUCGAUCGAGUCAGACGAAAAGUUGAGAAAAGAUGUUAAGGCAUUGAAUGAGAAGUUGGAUAAGCUGAUCCUAGCUCAGUCCACAAUGAAGAAAGUCAACUUUGUGUCUGCUGAGGAGAUGGAACCAGUCCAAGAAGGGGAGGAUACACAAUUUGCUGAGGACCAAGUAUAUCCUCAACAACAAGCAGCUCGAUCGAGUCAGGUGCCACAACAUGGGUAUGGUCAAAAGAACAAUUACCAAGGACCACAAGGCACUUUCCCUGGACAACAAAUGAAUAUCCCACCAGGCUUCCCCCACCAACCGCCCCAGCCUGCACCUUCACAAGAGAAUGAGCUCAAGGCAAUGCUAAAGCAACUACUUCAAGGGCAAGCUGAUGGGGUAGUGGACACAAGCAAGAAGCUAGCUGAAAUAAACUCUAAGAUCGAGAACCUCAACACAAGGGUUUACUCUCUGGAGAAUCAUGCUUCUUCUGUUGCUGCUGCUACAAAGCAAGGACAACUACCUGGUAAAGCUAUUCAGAACCCCAAGGAACAGUGCAAGGUCAUCUUCACUCAAGAAGGACUUGUUGAAGAAGAGGAUCAAGAAAGGGUCAUUGAAGAUUUUUGUUUACUGCUGAAUGAUGAAGAGAUUGUUGCUGCUGAGGCUCCUGGAGUCCAGAUUGAUCAACCAGAAGUGCAGGCACCUACUGUGGCCAUUCACACUUCACCAGUUGAGCUCGCACAACAAGCUCGAUCGGCAGCUCGAUCGAGUCCAACUCUAGCUCGAUCGAGUCCGACCUCUUCUGUCCGAAAGCCUGUUUUGCUUGAUCCUUACCAACCGGUUGCCGCUUCCUCGUCUCGCCUACUUAGUCAAGGUCACAAGGAAGUGAUUCACAAGUUCAGAAGAGAUCUCAGUGGGAUUGGAAUUGAGUUGCCUCCUAUGGAUAGCAUGAGUGAGGCAUUUGAUCAAAUGCAAAUGGUCAAGGAUGUUCUAGCCAACAGUGAUAAAGUUUCAGAGGUCCUACAAGAGUCUACUCAUCAGUUCAACCUGCUUACUUCACCCACCUUCCUACCAAAGGUCAAGGAUCAAGGGAAAUUCACUCUCCCUUGCACACUUGGGCAUCUUGAGAUUGACAAUGCCUUAGUGGAUUCUGGAGCAAGCAUCAAUCUGAUCUCUCUCUCCAUGGCAGAGAAGCUAGGCAUUGCUGGAGCCUUGCAGCGCCCUACUACUUCAAUCAUGUUUGGAGAUGCAACUUCUAAGUCUCCUCUUGGAGUGUUCAAGAACUAUCACUUGAAAAUUGGAGAAUGCAUCAUCCAAACUGAUCUCACUGUGAUGGAAAUGGAAGAAGAGAAGGAUUUACCUCUGUUAUUGGGAACCCCUUUCCUUAGUACAGUUGGCGCUUCAAUAGACUUUCACAAGCAAGAAGUGAUCCUUCACAAGGUUGUGAAGGAAAGGGUUGACAAAGAACCAAGAGUUGGGAAGGAUAAGGUUGAGAGAGGACCAAGGAUUGAGAAGCCACGUCUUGAGAGGGCUAGAGUUGAGAAACCACGUUCUGAUAGACCACGAGCUGAUAGACUUGUUCAAGCCCCUUGUGUGCUUGAUGAAGAGAGCCUUCAAGCUUUGUUUGAUGAGCCACUAGGAAGGGCUCUAAAAGAAGGGGAGGAUGUAGCCUCUAAGGCAAGACCAGGGAUAAAAGAAAGGAUCCACCAGCUCAGGCCCCUUCAGUCAAGCCAUCUCAGCUCACAAUGA